Molecule: messenger RNA, 2404 nt
Organism: Oncorhynchus keta (chum salmon)
Lineage: Eukaryota; Metazoa; Chordata; Actinopteri; Salmoniformes; Salmonidae
Product: zinc finger protein 883-like
Exons: 2
Coding region: 236-1720 (494 amino acids)
Biological process (GO): regulation of transcription by RNA polymerase II
Molecular function (GO): RNA polymerase II cis-regulatory region sequence-specific DNA binding; DNA-binding transcription factor activity
Source: RefSeq, a predicted model, not a curated record
UUCAGAAACAGCUCGUUAACCACCCCGGUAGCUUGCUAGCCAACAUAGCCGAAAGAUUCCAGCUAUUUAUACGCUUUCGGUGUAUAUUACCUACUGUGUUUUAGACACACUUCUGUCAUAUCUACUUGUUAAACUAUUUAAUAUUACGUUAUUUUUUAUUAGUCAGCUAUAGUAGUUGGCUGGUUAAGUUAGCACUAGCCUAGUCACUAAUGAUAGCUAGCUAACAUCCCUGAACAUGAGCUCCCUAAACUUCUCUCCUGUUGAAGAAGAGGAGGUCUGCUGGACGGAGAAAGAAACUCUGGGGCUGAACAUUGUCGUGAAAGAGGAGAAGGAAGAAGAGGAUGUCACAGUUAAACAAGAAGUAGAGUGUGAGGCUGUUACAGUGAAAGAAGAGGAAGAAGACGUUUCAGUGAAAGAAGAGGAGGCAGAGAAAGAGGAUGCAGUUUUUGGAGUGAAGAAGGAAGGGGAGAUUACAGUCACAUUGAAAGAUGAAGAUGAGGAGAUGGGAGAUCUGAUUAACACCAGAGAGAUACCAGACUCUGACAGCAGGAAGAGUCCUUCAGGGGAACCAGACCCAGAGACGCCCAAACCAGCGAGACGACACCACUGCUCCCACUGUGAAAAGAGUUUUCGCUGGUUAGGGAAUCUAAAGCACCAUGAGAGGACACACACAGGAGAAAAGCCAUACCACUGCUUCCAAUGUGAAAAGGGAUUUUCCGGAUCAGGGGACUUAAAAGCUCAUGAAAGGACACACACGGGAGAAAAGCCUUAUCACUGUUCCCAGUGUGGAAAGGGUUUUACUGUGUUAAAUAACCUGAAAAGGCAUGAGAGAAUACACACAGGAGAAAAGCCUUUUCAAUGUUCCCAGUGUGGAAAGAGUUUUACCCUGUUAGCUAAUCUGAAAAGGCAUGAGAGAAUACACACAGGAGAAAGUCCUUAUCACUGUUCCCACUGUGGAAUGAGUUUUAUUCAGUUUGCGAGCCUGAAGGCACAUGAGUGGACACACACAGAAGAAAAGCCUUUCCAGUGUUCCCAGUGUAGAAAGAUUUUUACCCUGUUAGCUAACUUGAAAAGGCAUGAGAGAAUACACACAGGAGAAAAGCCGUACCAUUGCUUCCAUUGUGAAAAGAGAUUUUCCCGAUCAGGGGACCUAAAAGCUCAUGAGUGGACACACACAGGAGAAGAACCUUUCCAUUGUUCCCAGUGUGGAAAGCGUUUUACCGUGUUAGCUAACCUGAAAAGGCAUGAGAGAAUACACACAGGAGAAAAGCCUCAUCACUGUUCCCACUGUGGAAUGAGUUUUAUUCAGUCAAGGAGCCUGAAGGAGCAUGAGUGGACACACACAGGAGAAAAGCCUUUCCAAUGUUCCCAGUGUGGAAAGAGUUUUAUUGUGUUAAGUAACCUAAAAAGGCACGAGAGAAUACACACAGGAGAAAAGCCAUUCCAAUGUUCCCAUUGUGGAAACAGUUUUACUCAGAGAGGGCACCUACAAGAGCAUGAGAGAAUACACACAGGAGAAAAGCCUUACCACUGUUCCCAGUGUAAAAAUAGAUUUUCCCGAGUAGGGGACCUAAAAGCUCAUGAGAGGACACACACAGGAGAAAAGCCUUUCCAAUGUUCCCAUUGUAGAAAGAGUUUUACCGUGUUAGCUACCCUGAAAAGGCAUGAGAGAAUACACACAGAAGAAAAUCCGGGCACCGAAGACGUGGAUGUCGAUUAAGGCAACCCCUCACACCUCUCUGAUUCAGAGGGUUUGGGUUAAAUGCGGAAGACACAUUUCAGUUGAAUGCAUUCAGUUGUACAACUGACUAGGUAUCCCCCUUUCCCUUUGCCUAUAGAGCUCUACUAUAAACAUGAGAGCAAGAUUAGAUUUUAUGUUCUGCAUUUUUAUUAUUAUUGGGGCAGCCACCAAGUUAAGAAAUUAUGGAAUGUUCUGAAAACUGACUUCAGGUUUUUGAGGAAUCUAGUCUCGCAGGAAGACCGUUUUAUUUUAUGAAGGUUUGAUUCAGUUCUCUUCUUAGUAUUUCACUAAAUACUCUGUCUUUGGUAUGAGAGGGACUAGACUUAUUACUGUUCCCACUGUGGAAUGAGUUUUCUUCAGUUAGGGAGCCUGAAGGAGCAUGAGUGGACAAACACAGGAGAGAAGCUUUACCACUGCUCCCAGCGUAAAAUUGAUUUUCACGAGUCGGGGACUUAAAAGCACAGGAAGGACACACACAGGAGAAAAGCCUUUCCAAUACUCCCAGUGUGGAAAGAGUUUUGUCUGGUUAAGGAGUCUGAAGGAGCAUAAGAAGACACACCAAAAAAGCUCUACCACUCCUCUCUCGCUGUGUGGAAGGACAUUUUCCCAGUCACAGAACCUGAAAUCACAUGUGAGAAUAAAGUCGCUGUGUUCUGACUUAUA